Molecule: messenger RNA, 1242 nt
Organism: Plasmodium relictum
Lineage: Eukaryota; Apicomplexa; Aconoidasida; Haemosporida; Plasmodiidae
Gene: PRP38A
Product: pre-mRNA-splicing factor 38A, putative
Exons: 2
Coding region: 1-1242 (413 amino acids)
Cellular component (GO): precatalytic spliceosome
Source: RefSeq, a predicted model, not a curated record
AUGGCUAAUCGUACAGACGUGACUGCUAUAAAAAUUUUUGGUUCUAAUCCUCAAUAUUUAAUUUCAAAUAUUAUAAGAAGCAAAAUAUAUGAAAGCCAAUACUGGAAAGAAAAAUGUUUUGCUUUAACAUCUGAAUCAAUUAUAGAUCAAGCAAUAAAUUUAAAAUAUGUAGGAGGAACAUAUGGGGGUAAUAGAAAACCAACUCGUUUCUUAUGCUUGAUUUUAAAAUUGUUACAAAUUCAACCUGAUAAAGAUAUAGUAUAUGAAUAUAUAAAAAAUGAAGAGUUCAUUUAUUUAAGAGCUUUGGGAAUUUUUUAUUUAAGAUUGAUAGGAAAAAGUUUAGAAAUUUACAAGAACUUAGAACCUAUUUUAUAUGAUUAUAGAAAAAUUAGAAUAAGACUUCAAGAUGGAACAUUUCAAAAAAUAUAUAUGGAUGAAUUUGUUGAUAAUUGCUUAAUUCUAAAUAACUUUUUAGAUGUAGAUUUUCCAACAUUAACAAAAAGGCAAAUUUUAGAAGAAAAUGAUUUAUUAGAAAAAAGAAAUUUAGAAUAUUAUAAAGAAUUAUUAAAUAUUUCUUCAGAUAAUGAACUAUUAGAAAAUGAAAAGGAUAAGGAAAAAAAAAAUUUGCUGCAAAGUGAUAACCAAGAAAGUGAUUCAAACUGUAGUCAUACAUUUAAUAAAAUUUGUACAGAUGAUGAAAAUGAAAAUGAAAAUAAAACAGAAAAAGGGAAGGAAAAAGAAAGAUAUAAUAGAAAGGAACUAAGAAAAAAAGAAGAAAGAAGAAGUAAAAGAGAAAAAGAAAAAGAAAAAGAAAAAAGAAGAAAGAUUAUAAGUAAAAAGAAAAAUAAUCAUACUUAUUACCAUGGUAAGAAAAAAAAAUAUUCAUCUGGAAAUCAAGAUUCAUAUAGUACUUCUGAUUCAUGCGAAUAUUUUAAAAAGAAGGAAAAAUAUUAUUCAUUUAAGGAUUCUCAUAAAAAAAAAAAGGAAAAAAAGGAAAAAAAAGAAAAAAUUUUAAAAGUAAAAAAAGAUGAAAAAAAAAGAGAAAAAAGCAAAUAUCUUAGUCUAAAAAAAGAUAAAGAUAUAGAAUCAUAUAGAGAAAGUGAUACAUCAUAUGAAAAAUACAUAAAAAAAAAAGAAAAUAACAAAAAUGUAUCUAUUUAUGAUGAAAAUAAAAAGGAAGAUAUGUCCAUUGGCCAAUGGAACAAAAUUAGGAAAGAUUUAGGUAUGAAGCCACUUAAGUAG